AUGCCCAAAGAUAUUUUCUUUUGCUGUGAUGGGGGGGAAAAAAAGGGAGAAUUUGGGUUUCAAAUAGCCAAUCUUCCAAGUUCAUUGAUGCCGUCGGGAGGCAGUUGUCUGUAUCUCGUCAUGAUCAUCUCGGAGUCGAAUGUUGGUAAGACUUCUUGUGUGGGUCGCCAUGUAGUUGUGUAG
Colletotrichum costaricense is the source of this 183-nucleotide messenger RNA. RefSeq lists its product as uncharacterized. The record is from RefSeq and is a predicted model, not a curated record. Bases 1 to 183 code for a protein of 60 amino acids. The transcript has a single exon. NCBI's taxonomy places the organism in Eukaryota, Fungi, Ascomycota, Sordariomycetes, Glomerellales, Glomerellaceae.